This is a messenger RNA of Grus americana (Whooping crane), 13502 nucleotides long. RefSeq names its product HECT, UBA and WWE domain containing E3 ubiquitin protein ligase 1 (gene HUWE1). The record is from RefSeq and is a predicted model, not a curated record. Bases 176 to 13345 code for a protein of 4389 amino acids. Gene Ontology annotation, biological process: membrane fusion; positive regulation of protein catabolic process; Golgi organization. Lineage: Eukaryota; Metazoa; Chordata; Aves; Gruiformes; Gruidae. The transcript is spliced from 84 exons. Gene Ontology annotation, molecular function: ubiquitin-protein transferase activity; protein binding; zinc ion binding. Gene Ontology annotation, cellular component: Golgi membrane; nucleus.
UCUCGCGGGAUUCGCAGAUCUCGCGGGAUCUCGGCGGGGCCGCGGCUCGGGGGUUCUGUAAGCACCCGGCUUCCCCCCCCCUCACCCCGCGGCGAGCGACCGGGACGGCGCCGGGCCGAGGAUGGACUGGUUGUGAUUCCCGGCGGAGCGCGAGGACUACCCCCCCCACCCCAAGAUGAAAGUGGAUCGGACGAAGCUGAAGAAAACCCCCACGGAGGCGCCCGCCGACUGCCGGGCCCUCAUCGAGAAGCUGAAGGCGUGCGGCGACGAGCAGCUGCUGGCCGAGCUGCAGCAGAUCAAGACAUGGAACAUCGGGAAGUGCGAGCUGUACCACUGGGUGGAUCUCCUGGAUCGUUUCGACGGGAUCCUGGCGGAAGCGGGCCGCCCCGUGGAAAACAUGUCCUGGAUGUUGGCCUGCGAUCGGCCCGAGCGGGAGCAGCUGAAAGCUCUGCUGCUGGCGCUCCUCAACUUCACCGCUCUCCUCAUCGAGUACAGCUUCUCCCGUCACCUUUACAGCUCCAUUGAGCAUUUAACGACAUUGCUGGCUUCGUCGGACAUGCAAGUGGUGUUGGCGGUGCUCAACCUCCUCUACGUCUUCAGCAAGCGAUCUAAUUACAUCACUCGUUUGGGGUCCGACAAACGAAGCCCUCUCCUUUCCCGCCUUCAGCACCUGGCCGAGAGUUGGGGCGGAAAAGAAAACGGAUUUGGGUUGGCCGAGUGCUGCCGGGAUCUUCACAUGCUGAAGUACCCCCCCAGCGCCACCACCCUCCACUUCGAGUUCUACGCCGAACCGGGCGUCGAGGUGAAGGUGGACAAGCGGGCCACCAGCACCACCCUACACUACAUCCACAUCGAGCAGCUGGACAAGAUUUCGGAGAGCCCCUCGGAGAUCAUGGAAUCCCUCACCAAGAUGUACAGCAUCCCCAAAGACAAACAAAUGCUUCUCUUCACCCACAUCCGCCUGGCCCACGGCUUCUCCAACCACAAGAAACGACUCCAAGCGGUGCAAGCCCGGCUCCACGCCAUCUCCAUCCUGGUGUACUCCAACGCCUUGCAAGAGUCGGCCAACAGCAUCCUCUACAACGGCCUCAUCGAGGAGCUGGUGGACGUUCUCCAAAUCACCGACAAGCAGCUUAUGGACAUCAAGGCGGCUUCUUUGCGCACCCUCACUUCCAUCGUCCACCUGGAGCGAACCCCAAAACUCAGCAGCAUCAUCGAUUGUACCGGAACCGCUUCCUAUCACGGUUUUUUACCCGUUUUAGUCCGCAAUUGUAUCCAAGCCAUGAUCGACCCCUCCAUGGAGCCCUAUCCCCACCAGUUCGCCACCGCUCUCUUCUCCUUCCUCUACCACUUGGCCAGCUACGACGCCGGCGGCGAGGCUUUGGUCUCCUGCGGCAUGAUGGAAGCGUUGCUAAAAGUGAUUAAGUUUUUGGGGGACGAGCAGGAUCAAAUCACCUUCGUCACCCGAGCCGUGCGGGUGGUGGAUCUCAUCACCAACCUCGACAUGGCCGCCUUCCAGUCGCACAGCGGCCUCUCCAUCUUCAUCUACCGCCUCGAGCACGAGGUGGAUCUUUGCCGCCGCGAGUGUCCCUUCGUCAUCAAGCCCAAGGUGCAGCGUCCCCCUGCCGCCGCUCUCCCCGAGGGCGAGGAGAUGGAGACGGACAUGGAGGUGACGGACGUAGCCAUGGAGAGCAGCCCCGGUCCCUCGGCCGAAACCCGGCAGGAUCCGACUCCGGCAAACGCCGUCGCCGUUCCCGGCACCAGCGCCGCCGCUUCCUCCUCCUCUUCCUCCCCGCGCGGCGGAGUCCAGUGCAUCCCCCAACGCGCCGCCUUGCUCAAAUCCAUGCUGAAUUUCCUCAAAAAAGCCAUCCAAGAUCCCGCUUUUUCCGACGGAAUCCGCCACGUGAUGGACGGCUCGCUGCCCACCUCCCUGAAGCACAUCAUCAGCAACGCCGAAUAUUACGGCCCUUCGCUUUUCCUCCUGGCGACCGAGGUGGUGACGGUCUUCGUGUUCCAGGAGCCUUCGCUGCUCUCCUCCCUGCAGGACAACGGCCUCACCGACGUCAUGCUCCACGCUCUCCUCAUCAAAGACGUACCGGCUACCCGGGAGGUUUUAGGUUCGUUACCCAACGUUUUCAGCGCUCUUUGCCUCAACGCCCGGGGUCUGCAAUCCUUCGUGCAGUGCCAACCCUUCGAGCGGCUCUUCAAGGUGCUGCUCUCCCCCGAUUACCUCCCCGCCAUGCGACGCCGACGCAGCUCCGACCCCCUCGGAGACACAGCCUCCAACCUGGGCAGCGCCGUGGACGAGCUGAUGCGGCACCAACCCACCCUAAAAACCGACGCCACCACCGCCAUCAUCAAGCUUUUAGAGGAGAUUUGCAGCUUGGGUCGGGACCCCAAAUACAUCUGCCAAAAACCCUCCAUGCAAAAAGCGGACGGAACCGCGACGGCCCCCCCUCCCCGUUCCCCCCACGCCGCCGAAGAAGCCUCCAGCGAGGAUGAGGAAGAGGAGGAAGUUCAGGCCAUGCAGAGCUUCAGCGCGACCCAGCAGAACGAGGCCGAACCCAGCCAGCAGGUGGUGGGCACGGAGGAACGCAUCCCCAUCCCCCUGAUGGAUUAUAUCCUCAACGUGAUGAAAUUCGUGGAGUCGAUUCUCAGCAACAACACGACGGACGAUCACUGCCAGGAAUUCGUUGCCCAGCGGGGGUUGCGCCCCCUCGUUACGAUUUUGGGGCUCCCCAAUCUCCCCGUCGACUUCCCCACCUCCGCCGCGUGUCAGGCCGUGGCUGGAGUCUGCAAAUCUAUUCUGACGCUGUCCCACGAGCCGAAGGUGCUGCAGGAGGGCUUGCUGCAGCUGGAGGCCGUUCUCUCCGCGCUGGAACCCCUGCACCGACCCAUCGAGGCGCCGGGGGGGUCCGUGCUGCUGCGGGAGCUGGCGGGGGCCGGCAGCGUCCCCGACGCCACCCUCUCCGCUCAAGCCACCCCCCUCCUUCACGCCCUCACCGCCGCGCACGCUUACAUCAUGAUGUUUGUUCACACGUGUCGCGUCGGGCAGAGCGAGAUUCGGGCGAUUUCGGUGAAUCAGUGGGGGUCCCAGUUGGGAUUGAGCGUUUUGGGGAAACUGAGUCAGCUCUACUGCUCCUUGGUGUGGGAGAGCACCGUCCUGCUGUCGCUCUGCACCCCAAAUAGCCUCCCCCCGGGCUGCGAGUUCGGGCAGGCCGACAUGCAGAAGCUGGUGCCCAAGGAGGAGAAGGCGGCGCCCAGCCCCCCCCAGGGGGGCAAGAGGGCAGAAGGCGAGGCGGAGGGUCCCGGCGCAGCGCCGGCCGCGGGCAGCGACCCCCCCGCGCCGCAGGGCCUGCUGGAGGGGAUGGGGCUGGAGAGCGACGCCCUGGCCCCCAUGGAGACGGACGAGCCCAGCGUCGCCGACCCCAAGGCCAAGGCCAAGAUCACCCCCGCCAUGGCCGCCCGCAUCAAGCAGAUCAAACCCCUGCUUUCCGCCUCGUCGCGGCUGGGCCGGGCGCUGGCGGAGCUUUUUGGGCUGCUGGUGAAACUGUGCGUGGGAUCGCCCGUACGCCAACGCCGCAGUCACCACGCCGCCGCCGCCGCUCCCGCCCCCACCCCGGCCGCCCGCGCCACCGCUUCCGCCCUCACCAAGCUGCUGACCAAGGGGCUCAGCUGGCAGCCCCCCCCUUACACCCCCACACCCCGCUUCCGCCUGACCUUCUUCAUCUGCUCCGUGGGCUUCACCUCCCCCAUGCUCUUCGACGAGCGCAAGUUCCCUUACCACCUCAUGCUGCAGAAAUUCCUCUGCUCCGGCGGCCACAACGCCCUCUUCGAAACUUUCAAUUGGGCGUUAUCCAUGGGGGGUAAAGUGCCGGUAGCGGAAGGAUUGGAGCACCCCGACUUACCCGACGGUACCGGGGAGUUUUUAGACGCUUGGUUGAUGUUGGUGGAGAAGAUGGUGAACCCCAGUACGGUGCUGGAGUCCCCCCACGCUUUGCCGGCGAAAGCUCCCGCUCACGGCCAACCCCAUUUCAGCGCCCUGCGGUUCCUCGUCGUCACCCAGAAGGCGGCUUUUACCUGCAUCAAGCAGCUGUGGAACCGUCGCCCGCUGAAGGUGUACGGGGGUCGGAUGGCGGAAUCCAUGUUGGCCAUCCUGUGUCACAUCCUCCGGGGCGAACCCCUCAUCCGGGAGCGCCUGGGCCGCGAACGGGAAGGAGCUCGCGGAGAAGAAGAACCGGGGAGCGAAGAAGGGGGACCCCGAAGAGAACCCCAAGUCAAUCAGCAACAGCUGCAGCAGCUGAUGGACAUGGGUUUCUCCCGAGAACACGCCAUGGAGGCCCUGCUCAACACCAACACCAUGGAGCAAGCGACCGAGUAUCUCCUCACCCACCCUCCUCCGCUCAUGGGAGGCGUCGUACGAGACCUGAGCAUGUCGGAGGAGGAUCAGAUGAUGCGCGCCAUCGCCAUGUCCUUGGGCCAGGACAUCCCCAUGGACCAGCGGGCAGAGUCCCCCGAGGAAGCCGCCUGCCGCAAAGAAGAAGAAGAGCGUCGAGCUCGCGAACGCCAGGAAGAAGAAGAAGCCAAAUGCCUGGAAAAAUUCGAAGGAGCCGAACCUUUGGAAGCCGCCGAGCUUUUGGCUUUCACCGAUUCCAUGCUUCCCGGUUGUUCCCAACUCCUGGAUGAGCUCCCCGAUACCGUUUACCGCGUCUGCGACCUCAUCAUGACGGCCGUUAAACGGAACGGCGCCGCUUACCGCGACUCCGUUCUCAAACAAGUGGUCAAACAGGUUUGGGAAGCGGCCGACGUUCUCAUCAAGGCGGCGUUGCCCCUCACCACCAGCGACACCAAAACCGUGUCGGAAUGGAUCAGUCAAAUGGCGACUUUACCUCAAGCUUCCAACUUGGCGACUCGGAUCCUUCUCCUCACCCUCCUCUUCGAGGAGCUGAAAUUACCCUGCGCUCGGGUGGUGGAAUCGAGCUGCGUGCUGGACGUCCUCAUCAAACUGCUGGAAGUCGUGCAGCCCUGUCUCCAAGCCGCUAAGGAACACAAGGAAGUGCAAACCCCCAAGUGGAUCACCCCCGUCCUGCUGCUCAUUGAUUUUUACGAGAAGACGGCUGUUUCUUCCAAGCGUCGCGCUCAGAUGAACAAGUAUCUCCAGGCGACUGGGAACAACUGGCGCUGGUUCGACGACCGCUCGGGUCGCUGGUGCAGCUACAGCGCCAGCAACAACAGCACCAUCGACGCCGCGUGGCGCGCAGGCGAGACAAGCGUCCGCUUCACCGCCGGCCGACGCCGUUACACCGUCCAGUUCACCACCAUGGUGCAGGUGAACGAGGAGACGGGGAACAGGCGGCCGGUGAUGCUGACGCUGUUGCGAGCUCCCCGCGCCGGCAAGGGAGGGAAGGACGGCGCCGACGGCGAGCGGGCGACGGAGGAAGGCCGGGAUCCGGAGGGACGGAGCAAGGAAGACACCCCCGCUCCGGAACCACCGUCGGAGGAAGAAUCUUCGGCGGCUCCGUCCUCUUCCUCCUCGUCUCCUUCCCCGUCUUCCGUUUCUCCGGACGAUCCUUCGGGUUGUUCGGAAACUCCGGUGCGAGGUUUAGCGGAAGAAGCCGUUCCGGCUGUUCUCCGAGCUUGCGUCAGUAUGUUGGGGGUCCCGGUGGACCCCGAUACUCUUCACGCCACCCUCCGCCUCUGCCUUCGUCUCACGCGUCACCACAAACACGCCCUCCUCUUCGCCGAGCUCCGCAGCACCCGCACCAUCCUGGGGCUCACCCAGAGUUCGGGGUUCACGGGGUUCACCCCCCUCGUCACCCUUCUCUUCCGACACAUCAUCGAGGAUCCCUGUACCCUGAGACACACCAUGGAGAAGGUCGUGCGCUCGGCGGCCACCAGCGGCGCGGGCAGCACCACCUCGGGGGUGGUUUCGGGGAGCCUGGGGUCCCGCGAGGUCAACUACAUCCUCCGGGUGUUGGGUCCCGCCGCCUGUCGUAGCCCCCACGUCUUCACCGAGGUGGCCACCGGCUGUAUCCGCAUCGCCCUGCCCGCUCCCCGCGGAUCCGGCACCGCGUCGGACGAUGAGUUUGAGAACCUGCGGAUCAAAGGUCCCAACGCGGUGCAGCUGGUGAAGACGACGCCGGUGAAGCCGGCGGCGCUUCCGGCCAUCCCCGACCCCAUCAAAGACGUCAUCUAUGACAUGCUCAACGCUCUGGCCGCCUACCACGCGCCCGAAGAAGGUGACAAGGGGGACCCCAAAACCGCCGCCCCCACCGAGGUCAGCCAGCUCCUCUCCGACAUCGGGGACGACAUGUACCAGCAGUACCGCAGCCUGACGCGCCAGCCCGGCGACUUCGACCCCCCCGCCGGCUUCGCCAUCAACGCCCAGGUUUUCGCUGCCGACGGAGCGGCCGCCGAGACGCCGCCGUCGGGAACCCCCCAGGGAGAAGCAUCCAGCCCCGAGGAAGGCCGGGAAGGCCGGAAGGAGAAAGACGGCGACCGCGGUGAAGAACGUCAACGAUCCAAAGGUUCCAAACCCCUCAUGCCGACGUCCACCAUCUUGCGACUGUUGGCCGAGCUGGUCCGGUCCUACGUGGGUAUCGCUACCCUCAUCGCCAACUACAGCUACACCGUGGGACAGUCGGAGCUCAUCAAAGAGGACUGUAGCGUCUUGGCUUUCGUCCUGGAUCACCUCCUGCCCCACACGCAGAACGCCGAGGACAAGGACACGCCGGCGUUGGCUCGGCUCUUCUUGGCCAGCCUGGCGGCGGCGGGCAGCGGCACCGAUGCCCAAGUGGCUUUGGUCAACGAGGUGAAGGCGGCCUUGGGACGAGCGUUGGCCAUGGCCGAGAGCACCGAGAAGCACGCCAGGCUCCAGGCCGUCAUGUGCAUCAUCAGCACCAUCAUGGAGUCGUGUCCCUCCACCUCCAGCUUCUACAGCAGCGCCACCAAGACCCAACACAACGGCAUGAACAACAUCAUCCGCCUCUUCCUCAAGAAGGGGUUGGUCAACGACCUGGCCAGGGUCCCCCACAGCCUCGAUCUUUCCAGCCCCAACAUGGCCAACACGGUGAACGCGGCGCUGAAGCCGCUGGAGACGUUGUCGCGCAUCGUCAACCAGCCCAGCGGCCUCUUCGGCACCAAGGGCUCCUCCAGCAAGAGCAAGGGGGAGGGGGCCGGGGGGGCGCGGGAAGCCGGAGCCGCACCCCCCGACGGAGGGGACCCCGGGGACCCCGAACCCCCCGAGGAGGACGCGGAGGCGGCGCAGGCGGAGGCGGCCGACGGCGACAUGGAUGGGGAAGCCGAAGGUGACACGGUGGUGCUGGCCGGGCAGCCCGAGGGGCUCAGCACCCAGGAAAUGCAGGUGGAAAACGAGCUGGAGGAUCUCAUCGACGAGCUGCUGGAGAGGGACGGAGCCGCCGGCAACAGCACCAUCAUCGUGAGCCGCUCGGGCGAGGACGAGUCGCAGGAGGACGUGCUGAUGGACGAAGCUCCCUCCAACCUCAGCCAAGCCUCCACGCUGCAGGCUAACCGGGAAGAUUCCAUGAACAUCCUGGAUCCCGAAGACGAGGAGGAACACACGCAGGAGGAAGACAGCAGCGGCAGCAACGAGGACGAGGACGACAGCCAGGACGAGGAGGAGGAGGAGGAGGAGGAAGAUGAGGACGAUCAGGAUGAUGAGGAAGGGGAGGAAGGCGAGGAAGAGGAAGACGACGACGACGGUUCGGAAAUGGAACUGGACGAAGAUUACCCCGACAUGAACGCCUCCCCCCUCGUCCGCUUCGAGCGCUUCGACCGCGACGAUGACCUCAUCAUCGAGUUCGACAACAUGUUCUCCAGCCCCACCGACAUCCCGCCGUCUCCCGGGAACAUCCCGGCCAGCCACCCGCUGCUGGUGCGUCACGCCGAUCACGGCUCCCUUGGUUUGGGGACCGGAGCCGCCACCACCCGCCUGGCGCAGGGUUUGGGGCGCAGCCAGCGCACCCUCCGGCAGCUCACCGCCAACGCCGGCCACACCAUCCACGUCCACUACCCGGGGGCUCGCCAGCCCAACCCCCCCCUCAUCCUCCAGCGGCUGCUGGGCCCCUCGGCGGCGGCCGACAUCCUCCAGCUGAGCAGCAGCCUCCCGCUGCAGAGCCGGGGCCGGGCCCGGCUGCUGGUGGGUAACGAGGACGUUCACAUCAUCGCCCGCUCCGACGACGAGCUCCUCGACGACUUCUUCCACGAGCAGGGCAGCGCCGGCAGCCAGGCAGGGACCCUCUCCAGCAUCCCCACCGCCCUGACGCGCUGGACGGAGGAGUGCAAGGUGCUGGACGCCGAGAGCAUGCACGACUGCGUCUCGGUGGUCAAGGUUCCCAUCCUGGCCCGGCUGGAAGCCCUGCGCGACGAGGAGCUGGACGAGCGGCGAGAGAAACGCCGGCGGCAGGCGGCCGAGGAGGAAGCCAAAGGCGCCGAACGCGGCCCCGAGGACAAGGAGGGCCCCGACGCCCAGGACGCGGCAUCCAAGGCCGCCGCCGCCUCCGCCGACGUCACCCCCCCAGAACACAGCGGGACGACGGGAGAGACCCCCCCUCCCGGUCCCCACCGGACUCUGGUGAUGUUGGAACCGACGCCGACACCCCCAGAUCCCCCCCCGGGAGCCCCCCAAAUUCCCGCUCGUCCCCCUCAACCCCCAGAACACGAAGAAGGGGGGCCCGGACGACCCCCCCAAGAUGCCGAAGCCACUCAGAUGGAGCUGUCACCCGCUCCCACCAUCACGUCGCUGUCCCCGGAGCGAGCGGAGGACUCGGACGCGCUGACGGCGGUGAGCAGCCAGCUGGAAGGUUCCCCCAUGGACACCUCCAGUUUGGCUUCUUGUACCUUGGAAGAAUCGGGGGGGGGGGCUCCCCCUCCUCCGACAGCCCCCCAAAAUCCUCCCGGCACCCCCCAGGGACCCCCGCCCGCCCCCCCCGACGCCGCUCAGCCCCCCGACGAUAGCUCGCCCCCGGCUUCGUCCUCGGAGAGUUCGUCCACCCGGGAUUCGGCCGUGGCCAUUUCGGGAGCCGACUCGCGGGGGAUUUUGGAGGAACCCCUGCCCUCCACCAGCAGCGAGGAGGAGGAUCCCCUCGCCGGGAUCAGCCUUCCGGAAGGGGUGGACCCCUCGUUCCUGGCGGCGCUGCCCGACGACAUCCGGCGGGAAGUGCUGCAGAACCAGCUGGGGAUCCGCCCCCCUGCCCGGGCCCCGCCCACCCCCAGCCCCGCCCCCCCUGUGGUGGCCAAUCCCGGCUUGACGGAGGUCAGCCCCGAGUUCCUGGCGGCUCUGCCUCCCGCCAUUCAGGAGGAGGUUCUGGCGCAGCAGCGAGCGGAGCAGCAGCGUCGGGAGCUGGCGCAGGCGACGAGCUCGGACGCCCCCAUGGACCCGGUGACCUUCAUCCAGACGCUGCCCUCGGAGCUGCGGCGUUCGGUGCUGGAGGACAUGGAGGACAGCGUCCUGGCCGUCAUGCCCCCCGACAUCGCCGCCGAGGCUCAGGCCCUGCGGAGGGAACAAGAAGCUCGUCAGCGCCAGCUCAUGCACGAGAGGCUCUUCGGCCACUCCAGCACCUCCGCCCUCUCCGCCAUCCUCCGCAGCCCCGCCUUCACCAGCCGGCUGAGCGGGAACCGCGGGGUGCAGUACACCCGUCUGGCCGUGCAGCGCGGCGGCACCUUCCACAUGGGCGGCAGCAGCAGCCACAGCAGACCUUCGGGGAGCAGCGUGGACAGCCUGCUACGCCUGCGAGGUCGUUUGUUGUUGGAUCACGAAGCUCUUUCGUGCCUCUUGGUGCUGCUUUUCGUGGACGAACCCAAACUCAACACCAGCCGGCUCCAUCGCGUCCUCCGAAACCUCUGUUACCACGCUCCCACCCGCGGCUGGGUGGUCCGCAGCCUCCUCUCCAUCCUCCAACGCAGCAGCGAGAGCGAGCUCUGCCUGGAAGCGCCUCGAGGAACGUCGUUAACCGACGAAAGACCUCGAAGAACGAGCGGACGAACGGGGAACGUAACCGGGAGCGGAACGGUGGAAUCGCGCGGUUUGGAUUUGUUACAUCGAGUAGAAGCUCGGAGUUCCGGACAACUUUCUUGGCUUUCCGUUUCUAUGGAUGCGGCUUUGGGUUGUCGUACCAAUAUUUUUCAAAUUCAACGAGUUCCGGGAAGGAAACAUACGGAAAAACACGCCGCCGCCGCCGGUUCCGCCGUUCACAUCCAUCCCCAGGCCGCUCCCGUCGUCUGUCGGCACGUCCUCGAUACCCUCAUCCAGCUGGCAAAGGUUUUCCCCAGCCACUUCACCCAACAACGAGGCCGAGAUCCGCCCAACGAUCCGGACCGAGAGCGCGGCCCCCCGAAAUCGGGGGGUAGCCCGUGUCCUCCCCCGCCUCCUCAAACCCCUCCGGCUCCUCCUCCUCCUCCUCCCCCUCCUCCUCCUCCCCCCCCAUCCGGGGGUCUCCCCCAAUCCCUCCCUCCCCCCUCAGGCACCCUUUCCACCGAUUUUUGGGACCUUUUAGUGAAAUUGGAUAAUAUGAACGUAAGCCGGAAAGGGAAAAGUUCGGCAAAAACGGGAGCGGGAAGCGGAGGGCCGGAACCGGAAACGUCGGGAUUGGGUUUAGAAGCGUCUCCUUUGGGACAACUGAUGAACAUGUUAUCGCACGGAGUUAUCCGUCGGAGCGCUCUCCUGACGGAAAAACUUCUCCGACUCCUUUCCCUCAUCUCCAUCGCUCUUCCCGAAGGAGGGAAAGGGGGCGAAGCUGGGACCCCCCAAAACGUCACCGUCACGGCGACCGGCGCUGCUCCGUCCAGCCCGCCGGCGUCGAGCGGGAACGCCGGGAACGCCGCGAGCAGCGGCGGCGCGGCCGGUGCCCCCUCCAAGAGCGCCAAGUCCCCGGCGAAGGGACCCGAGGGGGGCGGCAGCCCCCCCGACCCCCGGAUGGCGGCGACGGGGUUGACCGAGAGCCAGCUCCAGCUCUCCGUCGAGGUGCUGACGUCCCACUCGUGUUCGGAGGAAGGGCUGGAGGACGCGGCCAACGUCCUCCUACAACUUUCUCGGGGCGACGCCGGUACCCGGGACACCGUCCUGCGGCUGUUGCUGAGCGGGGCCCGGCAGUUGGGGGCCACCCUCUGCCGACAGAUCGGCACGCUGCUGGCGGAACUACGGGAAUACAACUUGGAGCAGCAACGCCGGGCGCAGAGCGAGGCGCCUUCCCCCGAGGGGCUCCCCGAGGAGCAGCCCCCCAGCGCCAAGCUCAAGGGCAAGAUGCAGAGCCGGUUCGACACGGCGGAGAGCGUGGUGAUCGUGGCCUCGCAGAAGCGGGCGCUGGGCGGGCGGGAGCUGCAGCUCCCCUCCAUGUCAGUCCUCACCUCCAAGACCUCCACGCAGCGCUUCUUCCUCCGCGUCCUGCAGGUCAUCAUCCAGCUCCGCGACGACACCCGCCGGGCGCACAAGAAAGCCAAGCAGGCCGGCCGCCUGGGUGCCGGGGGCCUCGGGGCGGCUGGCAGCAUCCAGGCAGCCGUCCGGCAGCUGGAGGCCGAGGCCGACGCCAUCAUACAAAUGGUACGUGAGGGCCAGAGGGCCCGGAGGCGGCAGCAGGCAGACACGUCGGAGGCCGGGCAGGCGGACGGAGCUCCCCGUCGCGACGAGUCGCCCAUGGACGUGGACCAGCCCUCGCCCGCCCCGCAGGACGCCCCUUCCGUGGGUUCGGAGGGGUCGCAGGGCGGGGGGGAACGGGACGAACGCCCCCCCGAGCUGCCCCUGCUGAGCGAGCAGCUCUGCCUGGACGAGCUCUGGGACAUGCUGGGAGAGUGCCUGAAGGAACUGGAGGAGUCCCACGACCAGCACGCCGUCCUCGUGCUACAACCGGCGGUGGAAGCUUUUUUCCUGGUACACGCGACGGAACGGGAGAGCAAACCGCCGGUGCGGGACACGCGGGAGAGUCAGCUGGCGCACAUCAAGGACGAGCCGCCCCCUCUGUCACCCGCGCCCCUCACCCCCGCCACCCCUUCGUCCCUCGACCCUUUUUUCUCCCGAGAACCUUCCUCCAUGCACAUCUCGGCCAGCCUGCCCCCCGACACCCAGAAAUUCCUACGCUUUGCUGAGACCCACCGGACGGUGCUGAACCAGAUCCUGCGUCAGUCCACCACCCACUUGGCCGACGGACCCUUCGCCGUCCUGGUUGACUACAUCCGCGUCCUCGACUUUGACGUCAAGCGCAAGUAUUUCCGCCAGGAGCUGGAGCGGCUGGACGAGGGGUUGCGGAAGGAGGACAUGGCCGUCCACGUCCGCCGCGACCACGUCUUCGAGGAUUCCUACCGCGAGCUGCAUCGCAAAUCCCCCGAGGAAAUGAAGAACCGCCUGUACAUCGUGUUCGAGGGCGAGGAGGGCCAGGACGCAGGGGGGCUCCUGCGGGAGUGGUACAUGAUCAUCUCGCGGGAGAUGUUCAACCCCAUGUACGCCCUGUUCCGCACCUCGCCGGGUGACAGGGUCACCUACACCAUCAACCCCUCCUCCCACUGCAACCCCAACCACCUCAGCUACUUCAAGUUCGUGGGGCGCAUCGUGGCCAAGGCCGUCUACGACAACCGUCUCCUCGAGUGUUAUUUCACCCGUUCUUUCUAUAAGCACAUCCUGGGCAAGUCUGUCCGGUACACGGACAUGGAGAGCGAGGACUACCACUUCUACCAGGGUCUGGUCUACCUGCUGGAGAACGACGUCUCCACCCUGGGCUACGACCUCACCUUCAGCACCGAGGUGCAGGAGUUCGGGGUGUGCGAGGUACGGGACCUGAAGCCCAACGGGGCCAACGUCCUGGUGACGGAGGAGAACAAGAAGGAAUACGUCCACCUCGUCUGCCAGAUGCGCAUGACCGGCGCUAUCCGGAAACAGCUCGCCGCGUUUUUGGAGGGUUUUUACGAGAUCAUCCCCAAACGCCUCAUCUCCAUCUUCACGGAACAAGAGCUGGAGCUGCUCAUCUCGGGGCUGCCCACCAUCGACAUCGACGACCUCAAGGCCAACACCGAGUACCACAAAUACCAGGGCAACUCCAUCCAGAUCCAGUGGUUCUGGCGAGCGUUGAGGUCCUUCGAUCAAGCGGACCGGGCUAAAUUCCUACAAUUCGUAACCGGAACGUCCAAAGUUCCGCUACAGGGUUUCGCCGCCCUGGAAGGAAUGAACGGUAUCCAAAAAUUCCAGAUCCAUCGGGACGACCGUUCCACCGAUCGACUGCCCUCCGCCCACACCUGUUUCAACCAGCUGGACCUGCCGGCCUACGAGAGCUACGAGAAGCUGCGGCACAUGUUGCUCUUGGCCAUCCAGGAGUGCUCCGAGGGGUUCGGCCUGGCGUAGCCGCGGCGGCAGGGGAGGGGGGACGACCCCCCCCACACCACCACCGCCCCCACCCCCCCUUUUUCCCUACCCCUCACCCCACCCUAAAACAGCGCCCCCCCCCCCCCUCCCCCCCGCGGCAGAGACGGCAAAGGAUCUCUAUAAAUAUAUAUAUAUA